CACCACUAGUGAUUACAUCAUUGGCCAGGUGAUAACUAAUGUCUUAUCACGCCCCACCAUAGAAGCCAUACACUUGUAACUGUACUUCAGUCCAGAGUGUGAUUUUGAAGUCUGCUUCUAUCUUCUUGUUUGGGAAGCAAAGACACUUCAUAAUUUUCAAAACCUCUGAUCAAAACGGAGUGAUUUAGUGAUCUACAAGGAAGCCUGGCAUUCUCGCUGAACGCCAACAGCGGCGUUGUCCCCUCCUGCCAUACCACAACUAGGACCAAGAUUAUCGGCAAAGGAAGAAAUACAGGACAAUAUGCAGUACACUCCGUUCGCUUCAGAUAUAGAGUUGCCUUUCUAUACCGCUCUGGCAUCUUCAAAGAUUAACAAUGACCGCCUCGAUGAUUCGGCUCGGAAGGUCCAGGGUCUUUACGAAAUUCGCCCUUCAGAUCUCCCUAAUGUCUCUUCCCGUAUGCAGAUCCAUGGGAAUGCGCUCUCAAGUGACGAGGUUCCGACAGGUUACUAUAGGGCUGAAGGGUUAAUCAAGAACGUUAAUACCAUCGAGCAAUACCGAAAUAUAGACAAAACGCAUAUACUUCAACAAGCUGGGAAGACUAUAUGGGAUGCUAUCAAUGACGGUUCCGUCUAUUCCUGCCCGUCACUGCUCUCCUCGUUUAUGGUUCUCUCUUUUGCAGAUCUCAAGAAGUACAAAUUUCACUACUGGUUUGCGUUUCCAGCAAUACAUUCAGAACCUGCUUGGGUACCUUCUGACACAUCCGAUGAUUCUGUCGGCUUAAAUCAGAAUGAGGGCAAUACCAAGCCAUCAAGUACGAGGGGCCUCUCUUCCAUUGAGAGUUCGGCACUUGUGGAUGCAGUCCAAUCCUGGAGUGGUGGUGUAGACGCUCGCCAAAGAGGCUUCUUCCUAGCCCGAAAGAUUCGGAAGAUUGCUAGCAAAGCAGAUCUGCCUGUUAAUUCGGUGGACGUCCUCGAGUUUCAUUGGGAAAUAGGGCCUCUUUCGAGCUAUGAGAACGGUUUCUUUAGCAAAGUAAGAUUCGAAGACUCUUACAUCUGCUUUGCGGACCCUUCCAAUUAUGACAGUGCACCUGGGUGGAUGUUAAGGAACCUUCUGGUACUCGUGAAACAACGCUGGGGUCUUGAUAAAGUCCAGAUUCUUAGAUAUCGCGAUUCACAUCUAAAUCCCGAUCAAGGCCGCAGCACUAUAUUAGUCUUGAGGUCGAAACAUUCGACGUCACCCAAAGACAUUGAGUCACAGCAUCCACAUCCCUCCAUGCCAAAGGUCACUGGCUGGGAACGCAAUGCUGUUGGCAAGUUGACAGGAAAGGUAGUUGACCUGACAGAAUAUCUGGAUCCAAAGAGAUUGGCGGAUCAGUCUGUUGACCUUAACCUCAAACUUAUGAAAUGGCGGAUCAGCCCUAACUUGGACCUCGAGAAGAUAAAACGCACCAAAUGCCUUCUGCUUGGUGCAGGUACUCUUGGAAGUUACGUUGCCCGGAAUUUAAUGGGCUGGGGUGUCACUAAAAUCACUUUUGUGGAUAGUGGAUCUGUAUCCUUCUCCAAUCCUGUGAGACAGCCACUCUUUAAUUUUAGAGACUGUUUGGAAGGCGGUGCGAAAAAGGCACAUCGUGCCUCGCAGGCUCUGUCGGAAAUCUACCCUGGAGUCGACUCUACUGGACAUGUUCUAGCCGUUCCGAUGGUAGGUCAUCCAAUCAUGGAUAACGAAAAAGCUCGGGCGGAAUUCGAAGCUUUGGAAAACUUGAUAGAUGAGCAUGAUGCCAUAUUCCUGCUCAUGGACACACGAGAGUCACGCUGGUUACCAACCGUGAUGGGGAAAGCUGCGGGCAAAAUUGUGAUGAAUGCAGCACUUGGCUUCGAUUCAUUCGUAGUCAUGCGUCAUGGAACAGCCAAUUAUUCUGACCUGACGUCAGAACUUGGUUGCUAUUUUUGCAAUGACGUUGUUGCGCCAAUGAACUCCGUCAAGGAUCAGACGCUCGACCAGCAAUGCACUGUCACCCGCCCUGGUGUGGCCGCGAUAGCAUCAGCUCUUUUGGUUGAAUUGCUUGUGUCACUCCUUCAACACCCGCAGGGUUCUGCGGCACCAGCUUCAACAUCUAGCAAAGAAGAUCGAGGAGACCACCCGCUUGGGCUUGUGCCACACCAGAUCAGAGGAUUCCUUUCAACUUUCGAGAACAUCUCAAUCGUAGGCAGGAGCUAUAAAUGCUGCAGUGCCUGCUCUGGUAAUAUAGUCAAUGCCUAUAAGGAAGAGGGGUGGGAGUUUGUCCAAAAAGCUCUGAAUGAGACUGGGUACGUGGAGGAAUUGAGCGGCCUGAGAGAGGUUCAAUUGACAGCGGAAGCGGCUGUAGAUGAUGUCGAAUGGGAUGAAGGUUCUGAGAACGAAGAAGCAGAGAUACUAUAGGAUUGAAUUAUGCUUUUAGACACAAGCAGCUAGUGGAGGAGUACUGCGCGGUCCUUAUGGCGUUCUGCCCAAUGCAUGCACAUUGAUUCCCCAAGAUUUAGCUUCUCCGUUCGAGACCGAUGAAGUAUGCUUCCUUUGAUUCCUACAGACGUUAUCAGCGGACGCCGAUGGUACUCUCAUGCACAGCGCAUACGUUACGCGAUGAUUCUGGCUUUAGUCUAUGGACUCUUCGGAACAGUUCUCUGAGCUGCUUUUCGAGUUCCUUAUCUUCGGCUCCUUGGUAGAAUUUGCAGACAAA
Aspergillus glaucus CBS 516.65 is the source of this 2717-nucleotide messenger RNA. Its product is annotated as putative autophagy ubiquitin-activating enzyme ApgG. The transcript is spliced from 7 exons. The record is from RefSeq and is a predicted model, not a curated record. Gene Ontology annotation, biological process: autophagy of mitochondrion; piecemeal microautophagy of the nucleus; cellular response to nitrogen starvation. The coding region runs from base 302 to 2419 and encodes 705 amino acids. Gene Ontology annotation, molecular function: Atg12 activating enzyme activity; Atg8 activating enzyme activity. Gene Ontology annotation, cellular component: cytoplasm; phagophore assembly site. Lineage: Eukaryota; Fungi; Ascomycota; Eurotiomycetes; Eurotiales; Aspergillaceae.